AGUGACAGUCAGUUGACAAUGUCUGAGGAACAGUUACUUAGAGUUUUAGUUUCCUUGUUAAUUAUUGCCAGUGCAAGAUAUUUUCGUUUUGUCAAUUCAAGUGGAGAAGAUAGUAUAGUGGCAGAUGUUUUCAAUGAAACGACAAUUAGUCGCAUCGCGUUCGGAAGUUGCAGUUUCCCCAAGAAGCCUCAACCAUUGUGGAAACAUAUAUCAAGUCAACGACCAGAUGUAUGGGUUUGGCUGGGAGAUGCUGUGUAUGCUGAUACCAAAGUAGUACCACUUCUGUGGACUCCAUCUCCUCUUGGUGAAAUGGUUGAAAAAUUUAAUUACUUAAAGUUCUCGUCAGAAUAUCAGGAAUUCCUCCGAAGUGGCAUUAAGGUUUUGGGUGUGUGGGAUGACCAUGACUAUGGAAUGAACAAUGGAGGAAAGCAUUAUAAAGAUCGGCUUCAAGCCCAAGGUGUUUAUUUAGAUUUUCUGGAUGAACCCUCAGAGAGCAUACGACGCAGGCGAGAAGGCACUUAUGUUUCAUACAGCUUUGGUAGCGGCAGUAGAAGAGUUAAGCUUAUUCUACUUGACACUCGUUCGCAUCUUAAAUGGGGCCCAGAGUGUGAUAUAUUAGGAGCAGAGCAGUGGUCAUGGUUGGAGAUGCAACUUAGUGAUCCAAAUCCAGUUGCACUUAGUAUCAUUGGCAGUGGAAUACAGGUGAUUUCAGACGUUCCCUAUACGGACAGAUGGACUGGUUGCCCCUCAAGCUAUGAUCGUUUAAUUUGGCUCGUACAAAGGAAUCCACGGGUGAUUCUUAUCAGUGGAGAUGUCCAUUUUGGGGAAUUUUCUUGUCUCAAUAGCACCAGCACGGGAUAUCCUCUUUAUGAGGUAACUUCUAGCGGACUCACUGCCACGUGUGUAUCUUGGAUGUCAAAAGCCACGUGCCGCUGGCUUCUAGAGAACGUUUUAACAUCCUCGAAACGUACUCAUCCGUUUAUAACUGAACUAAAUUACGGUUUGAUUACUAUUCACUGGAACGAUCAACCAAUCUCCAUUGCAGUAGAAGUACGUGGAGAAACUGGAAGUUAUCUCAAGCAAACUAUAUCUUUAGCUCAUUUAGAGAAGGCAAGAGAUGCUAACCGAUGUCCACAGAAAUUAGAAGAUCCUCCAGUUAUCAAGAAAAAUUUAUUUUACGCAGCAGCUAUUUGCGUACUUACGACUAUCUUUGUGGGGCUGCUAAGGCUCAUUAUCUUCAUUCUCAAAAUAGUUUUAACCAGGAUUGUGUUCCCAUUGCUUGGAAUAUCUCUUCAGUCUUCCCCUAGCUCUAGUUCGAGCUUGCAACGAACCAAACACAAAAACAACAAAAUCAUCAAAUCGGAAUAACUGACUUGUGUGGAAAUAGGACAAAGUAGGAGAGGAAGGAACUGCUGCAAUGGCAAGAGACUGCCCACAACUUUUGAAAUUUAACCAUUUAUGACGAUAUAUUUUAACUUAUAAUCCAUCAAAUAUUUUUGUUCGCGCGCGAUUGGCCUAAACGCAUCUCGUGGACGAAUAAUCCUCAGCUAAAACUGGCGUGGAGGAUAUACGAGGAUAUUACCCAAUUCAGGAUAAGAGGGCGUUUUAUGGUUAUUACACAAGAGGGGAAACAUUUGUUCAUAAAGUCGUAACAGAGAACAAUCAAAAGAAAACUCCCCAUACUGCAAACAGUAAGUUGUUUAGAACCAAGUUUUCGCGUGCGUUGCAAAAUAUUUGAAAGAUAAUAAACACAAUCGUCUCUAUUUUGAGCCAAAAUAUGCUCGAGCUUCGCUCCGAAAAACUGUCACAUCUUGGAACAGAUAAUUUUCGCUGGCAAGUAUUCUUGCAUAUUUUCACGCUAUAGAGAGGGUAUUGUUAGAUAUUUUAAAAAUGAAAAUUGUCCUUAUUUGUAAUGUAAGUAUUUUUUAAAUUUAAAUCCUUUCUAUUUAAAACUCUUUUCAUUGUUUUAUUGACGGAGGAUAUUUAUUGAUUGGUUUUUACGUGAAGAGAGCUACGUUCUUCAAAAUUGAAUUUCGUCUCACCAUUUAUCAAUUCAAUGCCAAUUUUUCUAAAAUUUUUGAAGUUUAGAAUUUCUACAUCUAAAUAUUUAUAUCAAUCGAGUAAUCAAAUUUUUUCUUCGUCUCACUGGCUCGUUGCCUGUGACGCAAGACAAACAAAGCGCACUUAUAAACCGUUUAACGUCUCAGAGGUGAUACUAAUUGUCCUUUUUAGAUGGUUCAGAUAAUUUUGUGUUACAUGUAGAAAACAUCCUCUUUCUUAUAAGUUUAGCUGCUUACAUAAUUAUUUCUUGGUGUUUUGAGAUCUGCAAAGAAAGUGAGGUUCUGAGUCGUCGUCUCUUUGGUUGCGUGCAUGGAAUUGUGGGAAUUCCACGACACUUGCACGCGCUCCCUGUUCGCUGCACGCCGCCAAGGGAAAAACGAGAAGUGGAAAAAUAGACCGAAUCCACACGUUUUCAAGCUAAUUUAGAAGUUACUUCAAACCUCCUCAAAUAAAUUGUGUUGGUAAUAUA
Messenger RNA from Stylophora pistillata, 2530 nucleotides. RefSeq lists its product as uncharacterized. Lineage: Eukaryota; Metazoa; Cnidaria; Anthozoa; Scleractinia; Pocilloporidae. The record is from RefSeq and is a predicted model, not a curated record.